UGUGUAACAGUAGUGUCUAGUGGUGGAACGGUUGCGUACGGGAUGCUGGAAUGAUUAAGCGCAAGUGCAGUUCGCGUCCAGAGUUUACCAUCAGUGCGAUUAAACGUAUUAAAGAAGCAGCCCUUGCAUAUUGUAUUCCAGCCUAUGCAUGGAGAUAACGAGUGGAGGUUAUGUCCCGGCACGAUGUACCCUUACCCGCACAUGCCCCAGCAGAGCUACGGUCCCAACUCACAUCGAGCGGUGUCUCCGCGGACGGUCGAGGGUAGCGGUGUCGGGGCCGUCGGGGGCGGCGCUGCUGCGGCGGGGGCCGGCGGCGGUGGCGCCGGCAGCCUCGCCCUCGGCGGCGGUGGGGCGGCUCGCUACCCUCAGCAGCAGCAGCACCACCACCUCCACCACCACCACCACCACCAUCAGCAGCAGCAACAACAGCAGCAGCACCAGCACCACCUUAAUAUACAGCCCUACCCGCAUCAGCCGCCGCCGCCACCGCCGCCUCAGCAACAACAACCCCAUCAUCACCAUCAACAGCAGCAACAACAACAACAACAACAACAACAACAACAACAUCAGCUGCUGUCUCAUCAGCCACAGCAUCAGUCUCAGCCGCCUACCGGGAGUGGUGUCGUUGCUCAGGGCCCCCAUCAUCAGCAGCAGCAGCAGCAGCAGCAACAGCAGCCGCCACCGCCGCCGCACCAUUAUUACCACUACCCGCACCUGCAACAGCAACAACAUCAUUUCCAGCAGCAACAGCAGGUCGCCGCCGGCGCAGCCACCUCAUCAUCGCUGGGCACCUUGGCGAUGAACAGUGGCCCGGCUGGCGGCCCUGGCCAGCCACCAGCGGGACUACACCCCCCACCCCCUUCCUCUGUCUCCUCGUCGCGGGAUCAACACACGCAAGGAAAUAGCGAUCCGAGCGGCCUGAUUACGAUAAUGAACAUCACGGUACCGCCGGUGGUGCCGGUGCCGUCGGGCCUGCGCUUCGUUCAUCCGUACAUGCCACCACCUCCGCCACACCCACACCCGCCAACGGCUCAGGCGGUCUCGGUUGCCCAGGUGGUAUCCUCAAACUCGGCAUCGCCAGUUUCAGCUUCCUCGGGUCCCUCCUCGAUCGUUCAGCAGCAGGUUGCCAGUAGGCAGCAUCCACCCUCGGUCCCGUCGCCGGCCUCGGGUGUCACUGGCGCGACUGCCGCCUACAGUAGGGACCCCUACAGAAACUCCAGUCCAAACGUGAACGACCGGGUGGCGAUAGGCGUGAGCAGUAGUCCAGCGUCGUCGCAGGUCAUCGGGGUCGGCAACGAAUACAUGAGCAGGGGUGAUCGGCCGAGGAUGCUCCUGACGUCGCCGGUCUCGAUACCACCCUCGGCCUCGCCAACGGCUCCAUCUGAUUACCACGCGUCCGCUGUUCGCAAUGCGAGUCGCUGUGGUACCGGUGGCCCGACGAUACUCUCGAUGCAGCCACAGGAGUACAGGCCGAGUCCCGUGGAUAUGGCCCAACUCCAGCAAGACUCGCCACCCUUCAAAAAGAUCCGGCUCGUUCAGCCUCCCCCGCAGAUCACGUCGUCGCAACAACAGCAACAGCAGUCGAUAGCGCAGUCGGAGUGCCAGAGGAUCACGGGGAUCCAGGAGACGGUCAAGCCGAAGCCGGUGCAACUACAGCCGCUCAGGAUAGACACGAGGCCGUCGGCAGGUGCUUACACACCGCAAACAGAGGCGAUAUCGCCGACUCUGCCGGAACCCAACACGCAAGAGGAUCUGGCGCUAAAGACGACCAAAGAUGAUCUCCUUUCGCAGCUCGGUAAACUCGAUAACGAAAUAACAACGAGGGAGUCGCGGUGUUCCAUACUUCGGAAAAAGCUGAAAGAGCUGGAGGAUAGUCAGUCGGAGGUCGGUAGGCAGCCUGCGGAGGAGACCUCGCAGCCCAAGCAUCAGUCUAUCAUACAGAAAAUCUACGCGGAUAACAGGAAAAAAGCGGAAGAGGCCCACAGACUGUUGGAGAAGCUAGGUCCGAUAGUGAAACUGCCAUUGUACAAUCAACCAUCGGACACGAGUGUUUAUCACGAGAACCGAGCGAGGCAUCAGUGCCUAAAAGCCCACCUCGUGAAGCGUUUGCGUAGAGAGCACUCGGAACGUGCAGCCAGGCACAACCAUCAGUCCCAAACGUACGCUCAGGAGGUGCAGGAGUGGCAUCGUAAGGUCGAAAGGCUCGAGGCGACGCAAAAGCGUAAGACCAAGGAGGCUAAGAACCGCGAGUUUUUCGAGAAAGUCUUCCCGGAGCUGCGUAAGCAGCGCGAGGACAAGGAGCGUUUCAACAGGGUCGGCGCCCGUAUCAAGAGCGAGGCCGAUCUUGAAGAAAUCAUGGACGGCCUGCAGGAGCAGGAGAUGGAGGACAAAAAGAUGCGCUCUUACGCUGUGAUCCCUCCACUGCUACUGGAUAAGAAGCAGCGGAAAAUUGCAUUUCAAAACCGAAAUGGCCUGCUACAGCCGGAGGAGCUCGAAGCGGUGCACAGUGAGAGGAAGCUGAUCAACAUAUGGAUCAAAACCGAGCACGAGGUGUUCAAGGAAAAGUAUCUCCAGCAUCCAAAGAACUUUGGGGCUAUUGCCCAGUCGUUUGAUCACAAAUCCGUCUCCGAUUGCGUGCAUCACUACUACCUUACCAAAAAGGCGGAAAAUUAUAAGCAGCUAUUGAGGAAGUCGAGACGUACGCGCAGUACGCGAAACAAUCCUAAUAAUAAGGUAAAUAAUAGUAACUCUGCGAUCGGACCUAUGGAUUGUUUGACGACUGGAGUGACGACGAGGCUGCAGCGUGAGCAGCAACAGAAAACACAAGAGAAUCCGCAGACUAGUAGCUCGGCGUCGGCGAGCAGUAGUAAUAGUAGUAAUAGCGUGGUCUCGACGACGACAUCGGCGCCGUCGACGACCUCGUCCACGGCUUCGUCGACGACGACGACUUCGGUAACGAGCACCGCGUCAUCGUUGACCACAGCUGUUGUGGCUGCUAGCUGUAGUAAUAGUAAUAGUACAAGCGUAUCCCCGGAGUCCAUGGCAGCGUCUAGCGCGACGACGACGAUAACGACGUCGACAGCUGUGACAGCGUCAGCAUCCGUCCCGACUACAGGCGCGACGACGACGACGAUAACGACGACGAUAACGUCGUCGGCGCCGACUGUACUCACCACGACGUCUUCAUCAUCCGUAAGCGCCAAGGACGCCCGUGAGGCGAACAAGGAGAACAAGGAUAUCAAAAUUGAGCCUAAAGAUACGUUACUUCUCAAAGAUAUCAAGGAGGAGUCUCAGUCGAGUUCGGAGACAUUAUCCGGUCGGGAAAUAAAGAUCGAAGGGAAGAGUGCAUUAUCCUCGUCAUCGAGUGUGGCGAACGCGAACAAUACGCCAUGUAAUCUGCAGCACGAGCAAAAGGAUAAGAAGAAAAAUGCGGGGAUCGGUGGCUCGACGUCUACCAGUAGGUCGAAAGACAAAAAGAAGGAGAACCACGCGGCACCCAUGGAAACCAGCGACGAGGAAACACAAGGUAUGGACCCGACUGAAUGCGGGGGCCGUCAAUUGGGGCCGCAUCCGUGCGCGGUUUGCCAGACGACUAUCGAAGCCGGAAGCCAGAGCAGGCCGUUGCCCCGUAGUCACGCCUCGUAUUACGGGCUUCGUGAGGAGCAGGUGCCCACGGGAGCCAGGGUCUGCAAUAGCUGCCGGUGCAAAUCGGUACGCGGCCGGUACACGACCUGCCCGCUGCCCGGCUGUCCCAAUCUCAACAGCGCGAGCUCGGGCAAGACGCGUGUCAAACGACUGCGGGCCCUACCGCCCAAGUGGAACGAGCUGCCUGCCGAGAUCCGAGACCCCAUCAUCCUGGAGUUUCAGAUCCCGAGCAACGUGACCAAGUGCUGUUCGGCGUGUUUCAAUCGGAUAUCGCGACGGCUGGCGCCCCAUUUUUCCGGAAGCGGGGACGCGGCUGAUGAUGUGGACGUAGCUCUGGGUCGUCAGUGGACGGACGAGGAGCUCGAACUCAUGCGCAAGGCACUUCGCGAGCACGGCACCAACUGGCCCAAGGUCUCGGAACAGAUAGCCGGCAAGACGAACCAUCAGUGUAAGACGUACUAUCUAACGUACAGGAAGAAGCUCGGCUUGGAUCAAGUUGUCGCCGAGUAUUACCAGUCGCUCGGCGAGGAGAGGAGGCCGUGUUUGACCGAUGAGGAGGAGAGCGGGAGUAGUACCAGUAGCUGUGAUGAAUUGGCUGUGCACGACUCGAGCGAUACGGCGAGCGCGGGUAGUCCCGCUAACACGAUACCAAGUAGCACGCCGACGUCGAUCCUGGCGGCGUCGUCGUCGUCGUCGUCAACGUCGUCGGCGGUCCAAUCGAGCGGCGGUGCCGCUCUGACCAUGGGCUUUCCACAGGCGCAGGAGACUAAGGUGGGUGAAAAAGCACAACAACAACAACAACAACUAGCGGACGUAGCAGUGGUCUCGUUGAUAGCACCGUCACCGAUGUCCUCUUCCCAGACACCACAGACCAACCCACCCACUAGCACGAGGGAAGACUACGACAGCUCUGCCACGGAGACGGCGGACGAAGGUCAGAGUGGCACGGAUUUGGACAAUACUGGCGUCGUGGUAACGUUCACUCCGCCUACUGCUAGUAACGCUAGUAGCAGCACCGCGUCUUCUCACCCAUCAUCUCAGUCUAUCGUACAGACUCACCCACAGCCAGUUUUAGUUCACUCUCCACCCUCGACUACCAGUGGACCCAAUCCGCUUACGGUCAAGGAUCUUAUGCUGGGAGUUAUUGAGAUGCAGUUAAAGCGCACCCCAUCGGAUAGUGGCCCGGCAUCCUCGAUUCCAGUGAGUUCGGGCACACCUACGAUAUCGAGUAUCUUGAAGAUAGAUCAUCGCAACGAUAUCGGCUAUUUGCGUGAUUACAAGUCGGCCUCACAGGUACCGAAUAUAUCAAACACUGCCAUGGCGAGCAGGGAAUCGAGUCUAGCGACGUUGUCCGUGGUCUCGGGAUCGCACGCCCAUCGUUCGGCUCCGAGUCCACAGCAGAUUAGUCAGAUGCAGGCAACUAUCACUCCCUGUCCGCCUCCGACACCCAGCCAGCAACCACAGCCUAGUAGUCAGGAUAUGCUGCCAAAAGAAGGACUUGUUGUUAUGCAGGCUCAGCAGGCGAUGCGAGAGACUGAAGGCACGCUUGAUCUCAGUAUAAAAAAGCCACGUCAACAACAGGAGUACAAUCACACGUUACAACCACCGCCGUCUUCCCACAAACCCGCGCCGAUGAGCCACUACCGGCCAGAACCAACUCCGCCGUCCAGUCAUUACUACCCGCAUCCCCAUCCGCCGCAGGAGCCUCAGGGACGUGGUGCCAAGAGUCCGCACGUGUAUGUUUCGUCACCGCGACCUCAGGCCCCACUUACUCCAAAGCUCACGAACAAGGUGGCAGCGGUAGUAUCGACACAUCCCAAGCUCUCGCCCAAACUCACCAACAUGAGCACACCACACAAGACUGGCUCGAUUACUCAUGGUACUCCUGUGUCGAGUGCAAGGUACGACGGACUGCUCAGGCAAAUGACUCCGCCUGGAAAUACCAAUCAGCCUAAUCCAAGUCCUACCACAGUUGGUUCCAAAGAAGGUGGUUCCAUUACUCAAGGUACUCCCGUACAUCCGUUUGCUGUCGACAAACGGUCUCCGAUGUACGAUUAUCAUCGUUCCAUUCGGCACUCGCCUGUUACAACAAGUAAUGUGCCUGUGCAGGCUCAGAAUUCAGGAGUCGUCGUUAGCCAUGGCCAAAGCAGUCAGUACAACUCGUAUCCGCCACGACAAACGUCGAACUACACGGUAGAGCAGCUGUCCUCGCGUCAAAUCAUCAUGAACGACUACAUAACUAGUCAGCAGAUGCAACACAGAAAUCGAAUCGGUAAUUUGCCCGAAUCUGGUAACAAGAGCGAAUCUCCAGCUACGUUGUACUGCGCAAAUACUCCACCGCCCCAACCUCACCAGCAACCACGCCAAGGUGUUAUUCAGAGGCACAAUACGACAAAGCACUACGCACCUCCGCCGCCAGGUCUCGAAGCUUUUUCAAGCCUCGUUGAUGUUGCCGUUCAACAGCCAAGUUUACCUGUACCGCACCAACCAGCGAGUAGCAGUGGUCAUGAGCAGCUCUACAUGUCGAUGGAUCGGAUUUACCCUGAUCGUCACAUCGACAGCCGCCCGUUGCAAAACAUGCCCAGACUGGCUCAUUCACAGUAUCAAAUGGCCGUGGCUAUGCAACAACGAGAGGAACAGCGGGAGCGAGACAUGCUGAUUCGCGAGAAGCAGGAAGAGGAGCAGCAACAGCGACUCCAGCGUGAAAAGGAACAACAGCAGCAGCAACAGCUACACCAUCAGCAGCAAAUGGAGCGGAUGCAGCGCGAGAAAGAACUUCAACAGCAGCAAGAGCAUCGACUGGCUCAGCAACGUGAGCAGGAGCUGCAUCAGGCUGCGGUUGCUCAAGCAGCAGCUGAUCACAGAGCGGCUGUGCAACAGCGCGAAAAGGAGAUUCAACAGCAGCAACAGGAGCACAGGCUAAACAUGCACCAGCAACAGCAACAGCGCGAGAAAGACAUGCAACAGCAACACUAUCGGCUAGUUCAACAACACCAGCAUCAGCGCGAGAAGGAGAUGCAGAUGGUCGCGGCUGCUGCACAGCGCGAAAAGGAACAUCAGGAGCACAGGCUGGCCGUUCAACAACGAGAAAAAGAAAUGCAGCAGCAACAGGAAAUGAGGCUCGCCCAGCAAAAGAGAGAUAAAGAGCUGCAACAGCAGGCUGAUCACAGAUUAGCCAUGCAGCAGCAAAGAGACAACAUGGUUUAUUUGCAGCAACAGCAGCAGAGAUAUCAGAAACAACAGAUGCAGCAUAUGCAGCAACAUCAACAGCGAAUCGAAGCGGAACAGCGACGGCAUAUCGUACAGCUUUAUAAAGAUCAGCACGACCAUAUGUACAGAGAACUCGCUGAAUCGCGUCAGUGUGAGUCGCCAAACAUGCCGAAAGCUGGUGGUUUCUAUCAACAUCCGAGGCAUCCUUCACAGUCACAGGCACCACCUCCUUCUGCCAGGCAUAGUCAGUCAACUUCCAAUCAGUCGAGUGAUUCUUCCACGUUGACAGCAGCUAACUUGAUCGAUGCCAUAAUCACGCAUCAGAUAAAUCAGACUGCCGACACUAGCAGUGAUAAGAAUCCCUCCAACAAUCAAUCACGACCUGGUGAUCGACUUUUUCGGAAUUUUCAUAGGGACAGUCCAUCUGAACCCAAUGGCAUGGCCCACAGUCCAGCUGGAGAAGAAAAUGCAAACAGCAGCUCGGGUAGUGGAAAUGCAAGCAACAGUGUGAACAAGGGUCUCACUUUAGGCGAGCAUGUCGACCACAUAGUUAACAAAGAUUACGGACCAAUGUCUUCCUCCUACAGACCUUACCCGGGUUAUCAAAUGCCAGAAGAUUGGAAGAGGAGAAAAGGGGGGGAAGCGGAUUCGGUGAAACCUGGCGACGAGCGACAAAUAAUCCGAGUUGCGCAGCAAAAUCCACCCUCGUCGCAGACUCAACCAACACAUCAGAGUCAACAACAGUUGCAGCCGCAGUUCCAACAUGAGCCCGUCUCACCGCCCGAACCGACGACGAAUCACUAUCCGCGGCGCUUUUACGAGCCUAGUGCUGCCACGACGACGACUCCCGUGACACCGUCGAGCAAGUCACAUCUGUCGCCACUCGACUACGUCAAGAACAAGAUUGUCGAGGUGAUGAGAACGGAGGACGACAAGUCAAGCUCAGGUGGUGGUGAUCGUAAUGGUGGCAGUGCAAACGACAAGGAUGAUAAGUCAUGCGCCGAUAGUUCGCCCAGCGGCGAGAUGGUGAUAGACGAGUCCCCGCGAGAACAGCAGCCACCACAGCCUCCAGUGCCGACACCCACGACCUUCUAUCCAUACAAUGCGUUGGGCGUGCACACGGGGCCACCGCCGGCGCCACCGCCGACGAACACCGCGGCUGUUACGGUUGUAAAGACUGAGGAGCCCGCGCCUCUCCUUUCCGCUCAAUAUGAGCCGCUUUCGGACGAGGAUUGAUAUUACGGGGCAAAAAACCGAAGGAUAGUGUUAUAGGAACACCACAACUUUCUGACUCGAUGCAUUUGCGUCGCUGACUAAUAUUAUUAUUACUACUGCUUCUAUUACUACUUCAAACUAUUGCUACUCUGCAGUGAGAGGUUACAAGAGCAGCAACGACAUUUGGUGAUAAGAGAGCAAGGACGGAGAGAAAGAAAAGGCAUGUGUGUUUGUUGUUCUAUCGUGUGUCUCGCGAGAUAAAGCAGAUAUUGUACGUGGUGGUUGUAAAAAUAUAUGAUGCGGUCUUUUUAUAAUACUUUCAACUUUUUCUAGCUUGAUUUUUAUAAGCUCUGUUCAGAUAAAGGGAAAUG
This is a messenger RNA of Copidosoma floridanum, 8441 nucleotides long. RefSeq names its product nuclear receptor corepressor smrter (gene Smr). Gene Ontology annotation, biological process: regulation of transcription by RNA polymerase II. NCBI's taxonomy places the organism in Eukaryota, Metazoa, Arthropoda, Insecta, Hymenoptera, Encyrtidae. The record is from RefSeq and is a predicted model, not a curated record. Gene Ontology annotation, cellular component: chromatin.